This is a messenger RNA of Tinamus guttatus (white-throated tinamou), 1784 nucleotides long. Lineage: Eukaryota; Metazoa; Chordata; Aves; Tinamiformes; Tinamidae. The record is from RefSeq and is a predicted model, not a curated record.
GUACAUGCGCACAAGCCCCACUUCAUGGCUUUACACUGUCAGGAGUUCGGAGGAAAAAACUAUGAAGCUUCCAUGUCUCACGUGGACAAGUUCGUUAAAGAACUGUUGUCGAGUGAUGCAAUGAAAGACUACAACAGAGCUCGAGUGUACCUGGAUGAGAACUAUAAAUCGCAGGAACAUUUUACGGCUCUAGGAAGUUUUUACUUUCUUCAUGAAUCCUUGAAAAACAUCUAUCAGUUUGAUUUUAAAGCUAAGAAGUAUAAAAAGGUUACUGGGAAAGAAAUCUACUCAGACACUUUAGAAAGCACGCCCAUGCUGGAAAAAGAGAAGUUUCCACAGGAUUAUUUCCCUGAGUGCAAGUGGUCCAGAAAAGGUUUCAUCCGAACAAGAUGGUGUAUUACUGACUGUGCCUUUGACUUGGUAAACAUUCAUCUUUUCCAUGAUGCUUCCAAUUUAAUUGCUUGGGAAACAAGCCCAUCGGUUUACUCAGGAAUACGGCAUAAGGCUCUUGGCUAUGUACUUGAUAGAAUCAUAGAUCAGCGGUUUGAGAAAGUUUCAUAUUUUGUCUUCGGAGAUUUCAACUUCAGACUGGAUGCCAAAGCAGUAGUAGAGACGCUGUGUGCAAAGGCAACGAUGCAGACGAUCCGAGCGGCCGACACAAACGAAGUCGUCAAGCUCAUAUUCCGCGAAUCUGAUAAUGAUCGAAAGGUUAUGCUGCAGCUAGAAAAGAAGCUCUUUGACUAUUUUAAUCAAGACGUUUUUAGAGAUAACAAUGGCACUGCGCUUUUAGAAUUUGACAGAGAGUUGUCAGUCUUUAAAGACAGAUUGUAUGAACUGGAUAUCUCAUUUCCUCCCAGUUACCCAUACAGUGAAGACUCCAGCCAGGGAAAGCAGUACAUGAACACCAGAUGUCCAGCGUGGUGCGACAGGAUUUUGAUGUCACACUCUGCCAAGGAGCUCAUCCUUAAGUCAGAAAAUGAUGAGAAGAUAGUAAUAUAUGACCACAUUGGGCCAAAUGUCUGCAUGGGGGAUCACAAGCCUGUGUUCCUGUCCUUUCGAAUAGCCACUGGGGCAGGUAAACCUAUUGCAAAUGUGCACAAGUGUUGUGUCGUGCAGUGAUGUGGUGGAAAAAGAUGCCUCCGGAACGAGAAGAUUUUCCGUGCGACCACACUGUAGCAAGGAGGGAAGGGCAGCGCAGCAUGCUGAGAUACAUAACCACAACAGCCGUGUUGGUAAAUCGGGUGCCACAUGUUAGACUGCUGAUCGUACACUAUGCUUCAGCAUCCGGACUUUUGGAGAGAAGCCUCACAUACCUCACUGUCUUGUAUGUUCAUGUGACAUCGAGUAGAAACGUGGAAUUAUUUUUUUUUAUAUAUAUGUCACGAUUCUGUUGCCAAAACUCUAAAUAGACAGCAGAGAUGUUAUGUAUUUUAGAUUUCACAACUUUCAACUUUUAAUAAGUGUUUGUCAAUGUGGAAAAGCUACUUCAGCGUAUUAUAAACUUUUAAAGGUGUCAUGCCUAACAUUAUAUAUCUUUACCACUUUGGGGUUUUGUACAUUGGAUUGUAUAGAUAGAGAUAUCGAUGGUUUUAAAUGGUGUUUUCUUUGUUUUGACCAAGGCUUAUGGUUUGUGUUUUAGUUUUAGUAUUUUGUUUUCAUUUUUAUAGAUUUUUUUUCUCAUAUUAUUUACUAUACUGCCAUGUUACAUGGUUUUUGAAUCACACAGCAGCUGCUUUCUAUACCUACAUAUAUAUAUAUAUAUGUGUGUGUGUGUGUAUAUAUAU